Bacillus rossius redtenbacheri is the source of this 1501-nucleotide messenger RNA. Its product is annotated as sodium channel protein Nach-like. Gene Ontology annotation, molecular function: ligand-gated sodium channel activity. The transcript is spliced from 9 exons. Lineage: Eukaryota; Metazoa; Arthropoda; Insecta; Phasmatodea; Bacillidae. Gene Ontology annotation, cellular component: plasma membrane. The record is from RefSeq and is a predicted model, not a curated record. Gene Ontology annotation, biological process: sodium ion transmembrane transport. Bases 8 to 1501 code for a protein of 497 amino acids.
ACUGCCCAUGGACAGAGUGAAGAACUACUGCCUCAACUCCUCGCUGCACGGCCUCAGGUACAUAGCGGAGCCGGACAGCCACUGGAUAGAGCGGGUGUUCUGGGUGUGCUGCUGCCUGGCGUCGUGGCUGUACGCGGCCCGCAUCAUCGCGGAGUCGCUGGCGCAGUACAGCGCCGGCAGCAUCAGCUUCGUGGUGGAGACCACGUACCUCGAGUGGAACACCGAGUUCCCCUCGGUCAGCGUGUGCCAGAAGGAGGACCUGGGUGGCGCGGAGUCCUACCUUCUCAGGCUCGUAUCUGCAUGGCACUUGGGCCUUGUUCCCACACGCUGCGCUUGGGUCUUGGUGAAGCCCAACGCCAGCGAGGACGAGUUGUUCUCCGAGACGCUUGUGGUGAACGAGAUAGCCUUCUUCAUGGGCAUUGGCGAUGAGAUGAGCAACUGCGAGGACAUCGACUGUCCCGCCGACGGCAUGAGGGCCAUAGCCGACCAGAUACGGAAGCCCUGCCAGCAGCUGCUGCGGCGCUGCGAGUGGAACAGCCAGCCCUUCAGCUGCUGCAAGCACUUCCUGCUGCUCGACUCCGAGAUGGGGCCCUGCUUCGCCAUCAACAACAUCCAGGCCAAAAACUUCUCGAGGAAGACCAAGUUUCCAAUGAUCUCCAACAUGUCUACGGGUCCGGGCACCUUGAAGAUUCUGGUCAACGCUCCCUCAAUUGUGUACCUGACGUCGAAGGAGGACGUGCCCAACAUCGCGACCAAGAAGAACGCAGUGAAGCUGGACGCGCGGGAGGAGAUCAGGUUCUACGUGGCCGACGUGGACAACGAGGCGGAGGUGAAGGGUGUGAGCCUGGAGCAGCGGCAGUGUCGCUUCCCGGACGAGAACUACCUGGGCGAGUACCCGCACUACGCGCACAGCGCCUGCAUCGCCAGCUGCCACCGCGCCGCGCAGCUGGGCGCCUGCAACUGCACCUCGCACUUCACACCCGGGACAAGGGAGGAGCUGUUCUGCGACCUGAAGGGGCUGCAGUGCCUGCACCGGCACCGCGCGGCGCUCAUGACCGUGGCCGACGAGUGGGACGACGAGCGGCCCGGACUGCACUGCCACUGCCUGCAGAGCUGCGAGGAGGUGGACCUCACCGUCUUCUACAAGUCCUCCCAGCCGGCCAGGGAGGAGCUGGGUUACGCCGAAGUCAGCAUAGUCAUGGACCACUUGCCGAGCGAGCGAUACAUGCGCAAAGUUGUGAGGGACAAGCUAGACAUGGUCGGCGGGCGUGUCGCAGUGUCGACGGGCAGCACCAUCGGCCUGUUCCUGGGCGCCAGCCUGCUGAGCCUGGUCGAGCUGAUACACUACUUCGUGCUGCCCGCGUUCGAGCGCCGGCACGCCGCCCGCGUCGCCCCCGGGAACGAGGCCCCCGCGCCGCUCGUCAUCACGCACCCCCGCUUCGCGCGCCUCGGCGCCCGGCUGGCCGGGCCGGGCCACGUCAACGUCAUCCACGUCCGGUAG